CGCGUCACGUGGAAGCUCAGCCUGGGCGGGCUAUUUCUCAGUACGGCGGCGGCGGCUCUGGGGAUCGGGGCCUUUUGUUCGGAGCGGCUGCGGGGGGCCCCGGAGCGGCGAGGCCGGCGGCCUUCCCCAGCUCGCUGGGUCCUGGCCGCCCCUCGCUGGGGUGGAGGGGCCGCCCCCUGGGCCGGGCCUCGCCUCAGGCGCCGCCGCCCCGCCCUAGGCCCGCCCCGCCCGGCCUGAGGGGAGGAACUGGCUGGGCCUCCCCGCGCGGCCCAGCCACCUCCGGAGUCACCGCCGCUACCCUCCGUGCGCCGAACUGGAAACUGCCCCUCGCCCCUCAGGCCGACGCCAUGAAGAUCAAGGAUGCCAAGAAGCCCUGCUUCCUGUUGGUGUCCUUGAAAUCCAGGGGUUCCCGGGACUUAUCACUGUUGUUACAAUUAGAGCUUUAGACACGCACAUGUAACCUGCUAUUGGCUUUCCCAUGGUUUGGCAUGGACAUUGGGGGAACUCUAGUGAAGCUGUCAUAUUUUGAACCAAUUGAUAUCACAGCAGAGGAAGAACAAGAGGAAGUUGAGAGCUUAAAAAGUAUCCGGAAAUAUUUGACUUCUAAUGUAGCAUAUGGAUCCACUGGUAUUCGGGAUGUACACCUUGAACUGAAGGAUUUAACACUCUUUGGCCGAAGAGGGAACUUGCACUUUAUCAGAUUUCCAACCCAGGACCUGCCUACUUUUAUCCAAAUGGGGAGAGAUAAAAACUUCUCCACAUUACACACGGUGCUAUGUGCUACAGGAGGUGGUGCUUACAAGUUUGAAAAAGAUUUUCGCACAAUUGGAAACCUCCACCUGCACAAACUGGACGAACUUGACUGCCUUGUAAAGGGCUUGCUGUAUAUAGAUUCUGUCAGUUUCAAUGGACAAGCAGAGUGCUAUUAUUUUGCUAAUGCUUCAGAACCUGAGCGAUGCCAAAAGAUGCCUUUUAACCUGGAUGAUCCUUAUCCGCUGCUGGUAGUGAACAUUGGUUCGGGAGUCAGUAUUUUAGCAGUCCAUUCAAAAGACAACUAUAAACGAGUAACUGGGACAAGCCUUGGAGGUGGUACCUUUCUGGGUUUAUGCAGUUUAUUGACGGGCUGUGAAAGUUUUGAAGAGGCUCUUGAAAUGGCAUCCAAAGGUGACAGCACCCAUGCUGACAAGCUGGUCCGUGAUAUUUAUGGAGGAGAUUAUGAAAGAUUCGGUCUGCCAGGUUGGGCUGUAGCAUCUAGUUUUGGGAAUAUGAUUUAUAAGGAGAAGCGAGAAUCUGUUAGUAAAGAAGAUCUAGCAAGAGCUACUUUAGUUACUAUCACCAAUAACAUCGGUUCUGUGGCACGAAUGUGUGCUGUUAAUGAGAAAAUAAACAGAGUUGUCUUUGUUGGGAACUUUUUACGUGUCAAUAUUCUCUCAAUGAAACUUUUGGCAUAUGCACUGGACUACUGGUCAAAAGGUCAGCUGAAAGCAUUGUUUCUAGAGCACGAGGGAUACUUUGGAGCAGUUGGUGCACUUCUUGGGCUGCCAAAUUUUAGCUAAAACAUCAGGUUUCUCUCUGCUAAUAAAUGUCAUCCAAGAGGAACUGACAACCAGAGGCAUUAUUACUGGAUUAUUUGUCACUGGGAACCAAAGGAUAAAAGAGUAGCUCCAUUCCUGUUGAUAUUUAAAUGUCAAAAUGGUAAGCUGCUAAAUGUUGCCAUAUUAAAAGAGAACUGGUAACGUGAAGUAUUUCUAAUUGAAAUGCUUUCUCUUCUGUAUAUAAGCAGUGUUAAUUUCUUAAAUGCAAUAUAACCUCUGAUUAUUGAGCUUCCUCUCAAAAGAUUUUCUAUUUAUUUUAUGUAGCCAACAUUGCAAUACUGUAUGCUCAAAUACAAAUCUUAAAGUCUCAGAAAUGUUUAACUCAUGAAGAUAAUUGAAUCUCAGUAUUUGUUAUAAGUCUGUUGUAUGUGUGUUUUGGUUACUAGUAAGCAGACAGUAGCAUACCCUGUUUCAAAACUAUUGAAAUAGCAAUCAAAGAUGAUCAUUUUUAUGUGAUUUUAGAGAUGUUAAGACAACAUUAUUAUUAGUUUUCCUAACAUACUCCCCAAAAGCAUGUUUGUUGUGAUCUUUCCCUAAAAUUACUUUUUUCAAAUGCCAUAGUUUAAUUGAAAUACUAUGUUACAUAAUAACCUGAAUUUAAAAAUGAAUCUUCAAAAAUGCACAUAAUUGAUGAUACUGCACUUUAUGUUAAGAGUAAAUCAAUACAGUUCAAAAUGUUUAAUAUUUUUAAAUUGGAGGUUUAAUUACUUAUUUGAAAGUCUAUUCAAUGAGGUUCAGGACUAUUCCAACAGAAUAUGGUUUGCAUGCAUUGGUAGAGUUCUGUACUCUUUCUAUACCACAUUUACCUUAGGCUCAAACCAGUCAUUUGUGUUUAAUUAGGUCUGUCUGAACUAUUAAAGCUAAAGACUUAAUUCUGUUAUGAAUAGCAACAAAAUCUAUUAUUAUUAACAUAUGUUAUGGAAAUCUAAGAGUUGUUCCGAAAUUCUGGGAGUCUGAGACAGUACUGCAGAAUUAUAAAAGGAUCAGUGUUCUGUAUGUUCUGGUAGUAACAGCAUUACAGUUCCAAAAUUUGUAAAACCUUUUGCCUUGGAGUUUGUUCUCUAAUUAAAGUCAUUUUUUAUAAUGUAAAUGUUUUCAGAUUUUUACUUAGGCAGUAACAUUUUCAAGGUCCAGUAGUUCAGCAGAGUUGUUUGAGACUUACUUAUGGUUUAGGAAGUAGAAAAACUUGGGGGAAAAAUAUCUCCUCGAAGUACUAUUAAAUCUGGAUGUACUUUGAAGAGCUUAAAAAUUGUUUACAGGAAGAAGGGAGUAUAUUACAACAUGUUCUUACAGAACACAAUUCUCCAUAAAGAAAGAUUUUCAAUAGACUAUCAAGAAGUGCUUGAUAAAGACAUUUCUCCUUGUGGUUUUCAGAUUUUGUGCUCAGAUACUUAAAAUUCAGUUUUCUCUAUCUAAAAACAUGAAUGUAUGAAUAGCAAGAGUAAAUAAUUAGUGGGAAAAACAUGUGAAGAUAAACUUUUAGAAUUUGGACCUUUGAAUUCCUGUCAGUAGUCACUGUGAAAGCCUCCAGUGACUAAACGCUUCUUACUGUAAUGUCUCCAUUGUAGUGACUAGUAAGUAGUGUAGCCAAAAGCCAUCUGUUCAGUUUACUUUACAAUUUUAUGACUUGGAUGUCUGUACAAAAUGUUUCUGUUUUUAAAUGGUAACUUCAAGUUGUAUCCCUGUGGCAAACUAUGUUAGCAGCUACAUAUAGUUAGCUUAAAGACAGAUUUGGGGCUGUCUUUAAGAAAUAAAUGGAAUGGUCAAAAUGUAUAUAGGUUCAUUUGAUGAAUAGUUUGGUUAAUCUGGGACUAUAAUUCAUACUUUUUGUCCUUUGAAACUAAAGUUACCUGCUAAAAUACAUACACAGUGAACAAUGAUCUCACACUGUUGCUCUUUGCUUUUCUCAUGGAUAAUCUAGAAUUGCUGGAGUAAUAAAUAAGAACACAGAAUUGCAGUGAAGUCUACCAAGAUUCUGAUUUUUUUAUUAGCAUCUCAAGAAAUUUCUUGGAAGCAUUCAGUGGUAAAGUGGUUUGGCUCUAAUCCCAGUCAGCAUAAUGCCUCAACGCUCUGUGUUCUUUAUAGUGCUAAUAGAAAUAAAAUGUGAGCCACAUGUAAUUUUACAUUUUCUGGUAGGCACAUUUAAAAAGUAAAAAAAAAAAUAGGUGAAAUUCAUUUCAAUUACGUAUUUCUAAUUAACCCAUAUAUCUAACUUGUUACAUCAAUAUAAAAAGUCACUUAGGAAAUAUUUUUCCUUUUUGGGGGGGAUACUUACUCUUUAAAAUGAGUGCCUAUUUUACACUUACAGCACAUCUCAAUUUAGGCUAAAUUCCAUUUCAAGUUCUCAUUAGGUACAUAUGGGUAGUGGUAGACUGCAGUUCUAGAACUAGCUGCUAAAAAUUAACGCUAUCAUUAUCUUUUAAACUUUAUAAAGAAAGGCUUUUUUAAAAAGAAUGUUUGAGAGGGGAAUGAAUAUAUGGGGGCCUUAUUUUUUUAAAUAUAGAGAUAAUGAAGUGGCUCUUCAGGGUUAGUUUAUUUUACACAGACAAGUGGUAUUUCUGACCAUUCCAAAAAUUCAUUGCAUUCUUCCAUCUCAUCAUAGUGUGCAUCAUUUUUCCUGUGAUACUCAUCAGGUUGCCCAAGACACAUCCUUGCAUCCUCAGCAGUCUCCAAAAUUCAUACUCUUCCUCUGCAACAAAUCCGAUGAUUCCAGGGACUUAAAUCAGUCUCCCUCACCUUACCUAACUGAACUUCGAGAAGUCAAUUUUAAAGAAUUAAAAAAGAGACCCUGUUAAUUCUUCAUAGAGUUCUGUGCCCACGGGAGAAUCUUUAUAACUUUUGGAUUUAAUUUUCAUUCUUAAAAACUCAACACUUUCCAAUGAAAGGAGCACUAUUGAUUUGUUUUGGGAUUUGGUAAAGAAGAGUACGUCCCAAACUCCUACCCCCAACCCCCUAAAAAACAGCCUUUUAACUAGAGACUUUUAGAACUAAUGGCCUUCAGUUCUACACCAGGACUUCUCCAGAGACAAAGUACAAAGUAUUACACUUGUUUGCCUACUGACAUGGGCAUUCCUUUCUCAGCUACUCCAGUUUAAAUAGGUGAGUUCUUAAUUUAGGUUAAGUCAGUGCCAUUACCAAUAAUAUACAUGGUCACUAACAGGCUUUCAAGAGGUUCAAAUUGUUUGCCAAAUAUACUCUAUAAUUAUUCCUAAAUUUUUUACCUUUGCAUGCAAAUGUCAUUGCUGUAUUGUCAGUACCAGUUUCUGAAAGUUCAUUUCUGAAAGAAAAAUGAUGCAGCUGAAAGGGAAAAGGUUUUCCUCUACAGCCGACAGUACUCUUGCCUUGUAAGAGCAGUCCAUCCCAUCUUGCCUUGAUUUCUAAGGUUGCAUUUUUGGGUAGAAAGCUUAGCAAGGUAAGAAUUUUGAAAUAUCUUUUAUAACUACUCUGCUUAUUAUAUGCAAAAUUUUUCAUAUUUUACUUAGUGUAUCUUCUUUUUCUCUUGAGCACUUUAUGCUUUUAGUCUGUUGCAUUUGAGAGUGUAGUUUAGAAAUUCUCCUUUAAAGCCAUGUAAAAACUGAUAAAGGGUAAUCGCCAGAAAAAUGAGUAUACAAUUUUUGCCUUUAUCUUACUGUUUUGUAGUAUGUAUAAACAAAAUAUCAGAAAUAUAUUGCCUUUUUGUAAUAAUACUCUGACCUUAUUUAAGAUGAUUUGCCAUGAAAUCUCAACAAUGUCCUAUUUUCCCAAUAAGUUUUCUUAUUUUAGUGUUUUAGUUUAAUACUGAAGGGAUUCAGCCAACUUUGUUUCAACAGACUACUAAAAAUAAUUGUGGCAUGAAAGUAAGUCAUCCCAGCUCUUUUGGCCAUAUCUAAAUUCUGAGUAAUUUCCACUUCCAAAGAGUUCAAAUGUCUUUUUUUUUCUUUCUUGAAUGUCUCUUAAAGCAGUCUUUAUUGUUUGCAUUAUCAGUCUGGUUUAUAAGUAGACCAUGGGAUCAUAAUUUGAUACUGUAUUUGAAGUACUGCCACUGGCCUAACCUUCUUUGAAUGUUAUUUUCUUUAUUUGUAAAUGAAGGAAUUGAUUUGUUAGAACAGAAAAUGACUCAGUUAUCAUUCAGGAUCCUGAGAAAGAAAGUUAGUUGCUCCAUGGCAGCAUUUGGAAAGACUAAAUUUAAAACAGUUUGUUCAGAUAUUUGGUGUCAUGUUUUAGAGUUAAUUUUUAUUUGUGUGAGUUGGUAGGUGCUACAUCUUGAAUUUCCACCAAACCAGUAGAAUGGUAUUUGGUUAUUCUAUCACAACGCUACGUUACUGCCUGCAGUGGCCACAUGGAUAACCUUAAAGUAAUACGAAGGGCUUUGUAUAAAAGUGUGUUCGUGUGUACAUUAAUCUGUAAAGGUAUCUGCAAUUUUUAUUAUGUUGAUUUUUAAAUUACGUGGGCAUUAUCAGAACUUUUCCACUGCACAGAAAGAAACAUUCCCACUAAGUUUAUCAAUGUUUGAAUAUUAGAUGGGAUUUUUUUAAUGGCCCUUUUCUUUAAGCUGUUUUUUCUGAUCAUUGUGAAUAGGAAUAGAUGUGCGAUAAACCCCUCCUGAAAUUAUUUAUUGCUAUUGUCUAAUGCAAUUCAUAGCAAAAUUUAUAGAGCACAAUGUUAAUUACCUGCAAGUGAGUUGAAAUAUCAUGGACUAUAGUCUAUAGUCAUCUACAUCAAAUAUGAUGAAGGCCUAAAAUACUUUUAUCCUUAGAAUGGUGUGAUAAUCAGAUUGGACAUGUAUCUGACAUUCGUAGCUUACUAUUUGAAAUAAAUGUAGCAGUGUACUGAUACCGGUACUUCAGGUACUAAAGUUAGUGCUGAAUGAUAUGUUUGAGGGGAAAUUGAUUUUUUUUUUCCAUAAAAAAAUCUAAAACCUUUAUUUACAUUCUGACUCUUUUGUAAUCAAGGGGUAAUUUUUCCCUCAGAUUUUCAGUCUGUUUGCUGCAGCUGCCACUAAUUUUAUGUUUAGAAAAACUAAUGAUGAUUGUAUUUUUCAAAGGAGUGAUGUGAAGUUAAAAUUCAAGAUUAUAAGUGUGCAACUCAAUUUUAGUUCUAAAAUGUUGCCUUUUUUUUAGUGUUAACAUCUUUCAUACCUUGCUGUGCUUACAGUUUCAGUAACUUGCAAAGAAAACAUUUCAUCUUUUAUAAAGUAUUCAUGAGUAAUGUAAAUACUUUGAGAUUAUUUUAGAUAUCUGAGUAUCUUUGAGUCAUGGAUAUCAUACCUGGUACAGUAGUUGUCACAGAUACUAAGCCGUCUUCAAAUUUGCCACUUUUUUCUGAGGUGCCCCUUUUAGUUUACAACACUUAGAAACAAAAGAUAAUUUUAUAGACCUAACAUCAAUAUGUUAGUCUCCUUGUCCCAGAUAUAAUGAAUGAAUUAGGACAUAAGUCAUGUUAAGAUGGUUUUAACAUUUUCUUAAUAUAUUGUGUGCAUUUUUUGAAAUUUGGCUUUUCAACUGAAGUCGAAAGCAUUUGUCUUAAGUCUGCCCUGUUAUUGACCAAAUCACACCUAGAAGAAGGUUGUACAAGUUAAUUGUACUUACAUAAGCCAUUUCAGUUUAAGUUGCCUUAUUGUAUGUGAUGCAUCGUUCUGUCAAGUAUAAGCAUUGUACAUGUUGGAAUUCUAACACUGAAUCUGUGAUAUAAAAAUGUAUGGUGUGCUACAAAUUUUAUUCAUAAUCUUAAGUUAUAGCCUAUUGUAACCUAUCAAACAUUUCUUGUAAAUUGUUUAAUUUAUUUUUUCAUUUACGUACAGUUUAUGUAAAUUUUAAAAAUACUUGUUGUGGCCUGUUCUGUAAACAUUCCCAUCCUCUUUUCCUUAAUGCUUAUUCGCAUGAGAGACUCUUGGGUUUUGCUUGUUUGUAUUGUAUGGCCAUUAGGCCAAUUUAAGUACUGUCUUAAGCCUUCUUUUCUGUACUUUAACUUUUUCUAGUUUUGUUCAUAUUCUAGAAUCUUAAAACCAUGCCUUUUAUUUCCUACUUUACAAAUAAAUUCUCUAAGUUGUUUACUA
Molecule: messenger RNA, 7629 nt
Organism: Manis pentadactyla (Chinese pangolin)
Lineage: Eukaryota; Metazoa; Chordata; Mammalia; Pholidota; Manidae
Gene: PANK3
Product: pantothenate kinase 3
Exons: 8
Coding region: 489-1556 (355 amino acids)
Biological process (GO): coenzyme A biosynthetic process
Cellular component (GO): nucleus; cytosol
Molecular function (GO): ATP binding; pantothenate kinase activity
Source: RefSeq, a predicted model, not a curated record